ACAUUGGAAAGAAGAAGGUGCCCUGCCGAGUCUGGACAGACUAUUCGUAUUGCAACGGUUCCUUGGGAUGACUAGGCAUCGUGACAAGUCAAUGCGAUCGAUCUUAUUCGCUCAAUUCAAAAAAAAAAUGAUGCUCGAUCUUGAUAACAAAACUUACCUGGAGGAUGUUCUUUGAAGCUUUUGGCAAAAUUAGUAGGUAAUUGUCGGUUUUAAACCGAACUUUCGUGCAAAGUUACUCUUCCCUCGAUUUUUAACCCUAGAUGUCUGAACCUACUGCUGCACAUCAAUUCGCAUCAAUGGUGCGCCACAUUGCUGUUGCUUCUCAGGAUCAAUCUCAACACAGAGUCUCUUCGGCACACAGUUCAAUCGAAAUGUUCCUGCGUGGAGACUCUUUCAGUGGGCCAAGGGAAAUAUCCUUGACAGCACCAAGAUGGAAGUCGUUCUUAGGAAUUGGAAGGAUUACAGCAAAGCACAAUCCCCAACUGAAUUUCCAGAUCCUUAAUUGAUACAGAAAUAUUCCUCGGUGUAGAAAUAAACACAUAAAGGUAGGACCCAAUUCGAUCUCGUCCACCCUACACACGAUUCGGCUUUUAUCCUGCACAGUUUGCAAAGAUGCGAUGCUACAAGAGGUUGCAGUUAUUUACUACUAAUGACUGAUCAGCACACGUGACGACCGAGACGGGCAGCGGCUCUCACUUAUCCUGAAAAGAAUCUUUAUCAAAUUCAUGAACCUGUACUGACCAAGCUGAAUUCAUGGAGGACCAUUCUGUUACCAUUCUGAGGAGGCUUUGAUUAGGAGUUGUUUCCAACUUGAAUCUUACAUUAUUUCAGCAACGGUUGGAAGAUUGGGUAGAGUUCAGCAGUUCAAAUUGAAUUUGAUUGCUGUGAUCGUCUGUCUCCGUCUUUGACAUUUUAGACAGAGCCUCGGCAGUACGACCCUCAGAUUUGUACCACUAGAUGAAUGUCGCCCUAGGGAUGAUCCAUGAGGGCUGUUUUUCUCUGGUCUGUAAGAGAGGAUCUUUAAGACAUAGGGUUAGCAAAUCUGAUAGCUUUUGAUGAGUAUUCUUUGGCGUUUUGAAGUGGUCUAAUAGUUUUUUUUUUAUAUAUAGAAAAUUUGAUUGACUGUGGGCAUGGAAGCCCAUGGCAGGGGUUCCCCGAGGAGAAAAGGCCGCGCGACAUGAGCGCACUUGGGGUGGAUCAUUAAAGAAGGGUGUAGAGUUGCAUUAAUGACUGGGUGUGUUUCUACUUGGAUGCGGAGAAGCCGGACAUUAUCAUAAAUGAGACCGUGUUUCAGUUGGGGGUGGACGGCAAUAGCAUCAAAGCUGAUGGAUUGAUCGGAGUGUCCGAAUGCAGCCGUUGCAGCAACUUCCAUGUGUCAAAAGCCUAAACACAAUCCUAGACGAUUAAUGAUCCUUCGUGUUGCUUUUUGGCUAAGCGUCGCUCUCCCUUUUAGUAAUAGUCUUCCGAGGUUGUUUCCCAAGCCCCGGAUCCGUCUCAUUGACCACCUUCACUAUUGUUUCCCCACAUCCUCUCAACUGCCAACUUCAGCUUUUCGUGGUUGGAACAGUGCCUGGAUUGCACUCAUGAGUUCGAGUUCGCCUUUGCUUUGAGAGCAAUGAGAGCCGCUGACUCUGCCGUGUCUAUUCAGGUUUGGCUGGGGAUGAAGGGGAUGACGUUGGAGUUUGGUAUUUGUGUUUCAGUAGAUCAUUUUGCAUUCUAGACAUCUUUGUGGGUUUAGACCGAGGACUUUACCCGCUUUGCUGUGGCUCUAAUUGCCUCUAGGGGGUAUAUCUCGAUGUUAUGGUCUGUUCACGGCUAUCCUGUGCUAUUAUGCUCAUCUUUCAGCUGUUAAAAGCUCAUACUCUGUUAGAAGAUUACGUGAAGAAUUCUUGACUUCGUAUAAUAUUUGAAUGGGGAAAGCUCCCAUAUCGAAUGUUUCAAUUGACGUUUUUUCCUGGCACAACUGCUGUUCAUUCUUGAAACCUGUACCUACCAGGAGUUGCCUUCUUCCACCGCGGAUUUGAAUCGUUGGGACUUUCAAUACAAUGCUUGAGCCUUUACCGAUGCUCUCUCAUUGUUAAUUCCCUUCAUGAGCCCAUUGGAUCAUCUCUUGUUUGAAUCCUCCCCGCGCGAGGCAUAUUCUUGAGGGAGUUGUUUUGGUUAUUGUACUUGGUCACUAUUGCGCGAGGAGUUGAAGGCGUUCAUAUUUUAUUGUAUUGAUCUCCACUAGCUCAAGAAUCACUUUUGCAUUGUUGUACUCAUAGUGUUUAUGAGCUGUCUUCUCGAAGUAUUUGACAGAUGACGAGCUGGCAUUACUCGUUCUAUUGGAUUUACAUACCCCAACGAGUUUCCCAAGAUUGACAAGCGACAGCCAGAGUCUUCCGCUCUGGGUAGUGAUGAAGUUACAUGUUAGCUCCCCUCGGUGCAGGUAACCACUGCCAACGAUCUGAAAUCGCUACAAGCUACCAUAGAUGCUAUUGUUACCACAUGUUGGCAUCAAUCUUCGGGGCAGAAGUGCCGGGUUGAAGGCUUGAUUUCUUUCUGAUAGUGCAAAUUAUGGAGUAUGUGCUCGUAGCAAUCCAAUCCAGAGGUGACUGGGAAGAAGUGUAGUUGACGUAAAACUUCAAUUACUUUGGUUCACGGAUGGGAUUGGAAAUGCAGGGUAACGUUCAGCCCUCAUCAAAGGCUGAUGGCUACUUCCAAUAUACGUGAAAUUCAGCGGAGAAUUGAGUAUGGCGAAUGACUUGUCAAACCUGUGCCGAAUUGGGGAACUCUUUCCUCGGAAUGGCUUGAACUUUGCUUAUCCCAAGAUUUCUGAAGGAUAUGCUAAUAAGCACAAGAUAAGUGGCCGUGCAAAUGUGAAAGGAGACAUGCACGUGGUUGGGGGACCGCAGAACACUAGAGAGAAGUCACAAAUUGUGGAGUUAAAUCUCUUGAGGGAGGUGAUUGGUCACAGGAAGUUGCGAGGCAGCGAACGCUGUCUGCUACCGGUUUUAAACGCGAUACGGUUUCUAGAGUGCAGCAACCGAGUGCAAUAUCCUAAUGGUGACAAUAAUGCGAAUAUUGAAUCUCUUCCGAUGAAUGAACAUUCUCCCUCCGAUUCCAGGGAGCACUAUGGGUUAGCUUGGUCACUCUCCAAGUGCAAGUCUUUAUCUUCUCCGGAGUGGGAGACUCUAACCAAGACCCAACAUGGUUGUCCACGAGGAUCUGAUAAAGGAAAAACUAUGUAUGACUGGAUCAAAGUGCUGCGUCGUCUUCAGAAAGUUGAUCCUAAUGCCUACUUUGACAUAGCGAAUACACUCAUUUCGCAAUUUUCUGUUGUGGAGCCUAGUGCAUACUCUUGCACUGAUGUUGUCAGGACCUUCAAAGCAUCAGAGAAGAAGCGAGGGUUUUCAAUGACAGCCAGAACAAGUAAACCAUAUAUUACUUCUACAAUCAAGAAAAGCAGUUGGCUGUUCACUCCAUUUCCAAAAGGAAGAGUCCGUAAGUCCAAUAGAGGUAGACUUCAAAGGUCAGGAAGCACUUCUCGAACCCCACCGAGGAUAGGAGUCAGGAGUCCUAAGCGGCCUUCAAACUAUCAUGACCUGAAGCGGCUCUCGCCCCUUUUACAUCGUAAAUCACAAUUAAGAUUCAAGUUGUGCACGCCUGAAGAAAAUAAGCCUGAACGAGUUUCACCACCAGCUGCACUACGUUCGGGCAUGUGGAGACAUUCCUGGCCGGCCGACGCAGAGAGGAAAGCCACUGUGAUUCUGGCGCAGUGGCGAAUGUAUUCAGCUAGACGCCAGUACCAGGCGUUCCGACACGCAGCAAUUACAAUACAAAGGCAAUGGCGACAAUCUAGGAGGCUGUAUGCAGCAGAGAAGGAUAUUGUGGUUCCAAAUUUUGGAAAGUCUGACAUCUGCAGUAAUACCCAACGGCUCAAUGGCCGUGCUACUAUUAAAUCUGGAGCUGAAUCAUUGUGCAACGAAGUCGCUGGCGAAGACACUCAAAGGAGUUUGAAGACGCCUGGAUGUUUAGUUCAACUUCUCUGCGAUAAUUCAAUGCUACAAGAAGAAGUUUUUGCUGAAUUUUUGAGUUUCUUACCAUCCCCUGAGCGGGACCUCAGCGUAAAUGAUCUCUCCAGUUCUACCGUCGUUUCUCCUGAUUCCUUCAGGAUCUCCAGCACAGUAUUGGAAGAGAAUAAUGAUGAAGAUCCACAGUCACCUCCAUCAAAGACCAAGACGUGGAACUGUGAUCCCUGCAACCUAGACAGUCCUGUCUGUUCACCUGCGAAGGAGCUUACAUUCGCUAAAAUUAGUAUAGAUGGGUCACUUCCUCCAACACCUAUCAAAGAAUGGAGUUCGCGCAAGCGGGACCUCGUUAGGAGUCCUGCAGCAGUCCCAAUUUCAUGGAAUUACUGUACUAACGAUAUAGAUCAUCACUCUCCAACUAAGGAUUGGGCUACUCCUCCAGAAAAAGGUCGAAAUUCGACUUUUCUUCUUGCAGAAUCCCCCCAGGCUGAUUCAAAGUCGAAAUGGUCCCAACUGCCAAGCGAGUGGUUCGCGGAUCUUGACGACUCCGACAUAUCUGAUAGCUGCUGCGACACUUCCCAGGUUAUUAGCAUUGCGUUUUCUCCUCCAUCAGAUCCUAGUCUUAAGCCCCUUCAUGGUUUUACAGACGUUCCGACCUCGAGACAUGAGAUGAUGGUGCCCACCUCCCCAGCGCUGGUGUGCAUCCCCAAGGAUUCCAACACGAGCGGUUUACCUUUUCACCACAGUAGUGAAGACGUGGAGGUCGCUACUUCUAAUUCCGAUAAGAAGUUUUCCGUCUCAAACAAGCUCACAUCCUCGAAGGCCAUUGGUUCCUCCUAUUUGAAGGUCGUACCAUUGAGUGAGAGAGAUGUUGACAGUCUGAAGCUCAGAACUGCAAAUGUGCCAGCUAGGUCUACUGAUUAUCUACUUUCAUCUGCAUUGGAGGAAGAGCUCAUAGAUGAGCUAGCAAAACUUUUUGAAGGUUCGCCAAUCCCUCCAACAUUUACAUAUCCUUCAACCUCUCCAGGUGGCUGUUAUAGAUCAAUCAGUGACUUGCAUUGUUCGGGAUCAGUCAGAUUUUCUGAUCCAGAAGCCUUGAGUAGAAUCUGUAACGAGUUCUUGAUAAACGACGGUUUCUCACAUUCUGCUAGGAAGCUUGAUUUUAAUUUAGAAGAUUUUGAGAAACGGCAAGGUAAUGAAGGCAAUGAAGAAGAAUGUCUUCAUAUUGAAGGGAAGCACAUGUCAGGAACAGAGUUGAGCACCAUGGUGGAGGAACAUGUUAAAAGUUCAUCUCCACUUUUCUCACUUCCGAAAUUCACCCCUUCAGAGACGGCCAUUUCUAAUUCAGACAAAUCAGGCAAGAUUCUUGAUGGGAUUGAGGCGAAGUUUCUCGGCAUGUCUGAAGAGCUGGAUGAUGUUAAAGCAUCGAGAGAUUCACGAAGUUGCAGUAAAAUUUGUCAAUGUACAGUACAAGACUUUUUGCAGCUUGUGGACCAAAAAUCUGCCACUAGUAAUGGUGCUUCUAAAACUCUUCAAAGAGGCAUCGAGAGCUCACUUUCUACUAAGCUGCAUGGGCCUAGAUCCCUGCUGACUACAUUUGCAAAUGAAGAUGACUUCUGUGACAAGGCUGUGGAUGGGAAUGUUGUUGCUGUCGAAAGUACAAUGCACCAAGUCAGGAAUUUAUUGCCUGAUGCAAUUCAUUCAAUUGGGCGAGAAGCUGCAUCAGCCACUGAGUCCCUCAAUCCAGGUUUAGGGCAACCUCUUGUAUUUACUACUGCCGACUGGUGCGAUCCCAGCUCCACUAGAGAUGACACUACCUUCCUUGCCCCAGAAGCUGAGCGACCUAGUAUCGCAGUCACAAGAUUUUGUGGUGGGAUUAGCAAAUCGAAGCCCCCUUUGCCUACAAGUAGGCGAAUCUCCUUCGACGAGAGUAACCUUAAAUCUAACCUGGAUCACACUCCAGAUCGAAAGAGACUUGUAGUGUCGGAGAGGAAUGUUAGCGAAAGAUUGCUUCAUAAUAGCCCCGCUUCCCCUGAUACUCCAUUUGCCUGGUGCUCUGCUGUGCUUUCUAGCCAGGAAAAGUCCAAUACUUCAUCACUCUCGAAGAAGUAUUUUCUUCAGAGUCCAUCUUUAAGAAUAGACCAUGGAAAGAUGGACUCUGAUGCUGAGAGUGUAUCCUCGACAAGCUUAUCUCCGUCGAAGUUGGAUUCUGCUUUUGCAGAGGUUGAGAAGAAAGCUGGUAAGAAGCAUGCUAGAGCACUAUUCACUUGUCAAGAAAGCUCAAUGUCCCAGACGACUAUAAACGCCUUACUCCCAUCAGGUGUUAAUAGUGAAACGACUGACAAUGGAGUUCUUAAGCCUGAGUAUCGCACCCAAUGUGAUGAUAUCUCUCAUCACUGUUGUUUUGAAGACAAUUAUGAAGCCAUGCUUAAGCAAAGGGACAAUCAUCGUCUGUGGUUUCCGGAAGAACUUUCUGGUUCUCUGAUUGAUACCUCCGGACAAGAAUCUGAUUGCAGUUUCCGAAGAACCACUUCCUCUGGUUGGGGCUGCGGAUUGAUGACAUUGAUGUCGGAUGGGGGAUUCACGCGUGCAGGGAAUCCGGUACCUUCGCUGCAUGACCUAUGCAAAGUAUGGGAUGAGGAGUGCAUCGACCUCGUGACAAGAUCCCUCAAAUACAAGCUUUUGAUGAUUGAUCCUGUUCUUCUCUGUCAUGAGGUAAAGAUGGCAUUUACGAACCCAGAUUCUUCCAGCUCAAGAACACUUGAUUGGGAAAUCCAAAGCAUUGGGAGAUUGAAAGAGAAGACGGAGAGUAAAGUGGCAAUCAAGGAGCUUAUAAAACAUCAACGGGAUACUAUUUAUACGAAUAUCGCAACGAAUACGAGAAUGAGAGAGCGACACCGCCUGUACAGUAUGUGGGGGAUCCGCAGGAUGUCGACUGGGAGGUUGAGGAAGCUUGUUUACGAAUUGUUGUGGAAAGAUCCCAAAAGAUAUCAUGCAAGUGCAGACCUUGUGAUUGAGUACCUGUAGUCUUAGACAAAUUUGGAUACAACUUUAGUGAACUGCUUCUAUCUGUUCAUUGAUUCAAAUAAACAUAUUGAUAAAUUCAACCUUCACGAAUGAGAAUGGGGAGUCAUGUACAGAAUCUAAAAAAAUUCUGAACUCCAGGAGGUAGCCCUCCCAGACGUCGUGCAGACUGAUCGGCGAUCCUCUCAUGACCUCUCAUGUAGCAUACGGAGCAAUUCAUGCUCCAGAAGAAUUGCACUCGUCUAAAUCUGGUCACCCAAGUUCCAUUUUAGAAGAA
Molecule: messenger RNA, 7311 nt
Organism: Physcomitrium patens
Lineage: Eukaryota; Viridiplantae; Streptophyta; Bryopsida; Funariales; Funariaceae
Source: RefSeq, a predicted model, not a curated record